This is a messenger RNA of Phytophthora sojae, 282 nucleotides long. RefSeq lists its product as hypothetical. The record is from RefSeq and is a predicted model, not a curated record. NCBI's taxonomy places the organism in Eukaryota, Oomycota, Peronosporomycetes, Peronosporales, Peronosporaceae. The transcript is spliced from 3 exons. The annotation marks the transcript as partial.
ACGAUUACAGACCAGCCCACAUCCGAGGCAUCAGUCAGGAGAAUCAUUUCCGCGUCCGGCUUCGGGAACGCGAGGCUAGCUGACUCAGCAAGAGCUCGCUUCAUCACGUCGUACGCUUCGCGCUCUGACGAGGUACGUGCGACUGGGAUGCCCGAAGCUGCACGCUUAUCGUGCAUAGUCAAUGAUACUGUCGAGCAUCCAGUUCCAGUAAUUCGCUCUGGGUCAUGUUUCACUCCUUCCCCAUUGAUUAUCUUACCACACCAUUUUACUUCUUGCUUGUAG